Molecule: messenger RNA, 966 nt
Organism: Glossina fuscipes
Lineage: Eukaryota; Metazoa; Arthropoda; Insecta; Diptera; Glossinidae
Product: protein NASP homolog
Exons: 2
Coding region: 20-289 (89 amino acids)
Source: RefSeq, a predicted model, not a curated record
UUAUAUAAUUAGCAAAUAUAUGUUUGUUAAAAAGAAUAUCGCCGAAGUAAGAGCGGCAUUAGAAAGUUAUAUAAAACCACUUCACAGCGUUGAUACUGGUGCUGGUACGUCAAAAGCUGGUUCUGCAGAUGCCACCUCGCCCUUGCCUUCAUCGUCUACCAAUUCUUCAAUGGCCAUUACAUUAUCAACCAAACCAACGGACAUUUCACAUUUAUUAAGGCGUAAAAGAGUGAACGAGUCCACUUCAGAAGCACAAGCUGCAUUGCCGGCAAAACGUCCAGCAUUGUAAAUGGUUCUUCAAUUUACAAAAAACCGCAUUCCAAUAAACGGGGAGAAUAAUAAAAAUAAGAAGGAAUAUAAAUAUUAUACCCUAUAUACACCUUAAAUACUUUCAUUGAUGUCAUCAAAUUUGUAUUUCCUUGCAUUUCCAUUUAAAAAAUAAAGUGAAAAUUUUUUUUUGUUAUUUUUUCUUAAUAUAUAUAGAUUUAUUAACAUUUCCGUGUACAAUUAAUAAAAAGUGCAUACCGCAAAAGCAUAUAGCAGAAUAGGAAAUUUCUUUCUAUGACAAGAAUCGCAUUAAGCAAAAUUAAUACUUUAUAAUAUUUAUAUCGGACAAUAAUCUAAAACUUCUAGCAAAUAUUUACGAAAAUCACCUAACAUUUGAGGAUAAAAAUUGACGCGACCCUUACAUAUAUAUACUUUGCAUUAAUAGUCUACGAUCUAAUGGAGAUGGACUGGAAUCAUUUAAAAGUUCAAUGCAAACAAAGUUCUAAUUAACUAGGGGAAACACCUACAACUACGUCACUAGAACGAACUCAAAUGACAAAACGUUUCUUUGAAUUUGAAAUAGAUAUGUACUGUCGACUGUUUAGAUUAAAAAAAUUUCAAGUAAUUUUUCACGCAAAUCUGAGAAGUGUGUAAAUACUUUAGAAAGGAUAAAGACGAUUUGGGGAAAACUUGCAAUUA